Molecule: messenger RNA, 1189 nt
Organism: Hyalella azteca
Lineage: Eukaryota; Metazoa; Arthropoda; Malacostraca; Amphipoda; Hyalellidae
Exons: 9
Coding region: 101-1189 (362 amino acids)
Source: RefSeq, a predicted model, not a curated record
CUGCCGUGUCGUGACCGCUGUGUUCUGCAGUUCAACUGAACGCCCCGACAUUGCACGAAAGUCCGGCAGCUCUACAAGAGGGGAAGUAUUGAAGGCGACGAUGUACAUAAAACCUGCACACAUCAUCUUAAUGCUGGCGGCUCUGUCGCAAGGCGGCAAGGGGGCACAGCUCAGCCCUGACGUGCAGACGCUCUGCGACGACUUCUGGCAGUGGCGCCUCCAGGAUAUGCCAGAGUUUGCAACUUUCGUCGGUUUUCACGCUUACAAUGACCGUCUCGACGACCUCUCCAUGGAGGCGUAUGAAAAUCGGCUCAACAAAGUGUAUGAAUUCCUGGGACGUGUUGAUUUUUUGGCGCCAACUUUGACUGAACACGAGGACAUAGUGAACAUGAAGGUUCUGAGGGAUGAACUUACCACGUUCAUCGAAGGAUAUCAGUAUAAAAAUUUCUACUUGGCCUUGAACAACAAAGAAGGGAUCCAGGUAGACCUGGUGGCCCGGACUCUGUCGUGGAUGCCUCUUGUUACUGUGGCGGACUACAACACGAUGCUGGCGCGCCUGCAGGCCGUGCCCACGCAGGUCACACAGAUCAUCCAGCUUCUCUCUGCUGGGGUUGAGGCCAACAUCACUAACCAUGAGCUCAGCAUGAACAAAGUCCCAUCGCAACUUGAAGAGUUUUUGGUGAUUACGCCUGAAGAAUCGCCGAUAUACAAGCAAUUCUUCUCAGAGUUUCCUGCCAACUUCACACCUGAUGAUGUAGCUGCCAUCCAAGCGAGCGCCAAAGCCGUUAUCUCAGACUCGGUGAUCCCAGCAUUUGAGGAGCUACACGCCUACGUGAGCUUGCAGUACGUGACGCGGCCAGACAUCGCCAUCACCUCCUUGCCGAACGGCCAGGCGCUCUACGCCCAGAUCAUUAAAUUCCACGCUGGCCUCGAGAAAACCCCAGAAGAAAUUCAGCAAGUUGGCUUCAAUGAAGUAGCAAGGAUAGAAGCCCUUAUGCAAGAGAUCGUGUACGAGCUCGGCUACAACAUGUCGACCCAGAACUUCUCCAACAUGAUCCUGAACGACCCUGCCAACUUCUACACCACAGAGGAAGAUCUACUGAACGGCUUCCGUUACGUCGUCUACAACGUUACCACGCCCGCCGUGCCGCUCAUCUUCAAAAACAUCCCGUCUGCUGAAAUCAUGUGA